Entelurus aequoreus (snake pipefish) is the source of this 1990-nucleotide messenger RNA. It is a transcript of the gene zcchc24, whose product is annotated as zinc finger, CCHC domain containing 24. Gene Ontology annotation, molecular function: zinc ion binding; nucleic acid binding. Bases 193 to 906 code for a protein of 237 amino acids. The record is from RefSeq and is a predicted model, not a curated record. The transcript is spliced from 4 exons. NCBI's taxonomy places the organism in Eukaryota, Metazoa, Chordata, Actinopteri, Syngnathiformes, Syngnathidae.
UAAAGGCAGAUAGCGGACCAUGGCGAGGAAGGGGGAACUUUUCCAUACUAUGACUUUUGUCUAACGCUUCACUGGGGCCAGGCUCCGGGUGUGAAGGGGGCUCGUUUACCGGGAACACACAGAGGGGGAAAAGAAGGGAAAAGAGGACUUCUCGGACAAGAAGAGAAGAUUGAAAGUAUCAUCGUCGUGAAGAUGAGCUUAAUGUCUGCCAUCGACACCAGUGCCUCCGUGUAUCAGCCCGCCCAGCUCCUCAACUGGGUCUAUCUGUCCCUGCAGGACCCCCACCACCAGACCAGCGCCUUUGACGCCUUCAGACCCGAACCCAACUCUUCCCACCCGGAUCUCAACUACAGCAAGAGUCCAGACUUGAGCUCCUCGCUCAACUCCAACUAUCUCAACAACUUCUUGCAGCUGCAACGCAACGAGGCCUUAAACAACAACGUAUAUAAGAAUGUAUCGCCCUACGGCUCCCUCAACAACAUCGUGGAUGGACUCAACUCCCUGACGGACCACUUCUCAGACCUUACCCUGUCAUCAGAACCGAGGAAGCCCAACAAGAGACCCCCGCCCAACUACUUGUGCCACCUGUGCUUCAACAAGGGCCACUACAUCAAAGACUGCCCUCAGGCUCGUCCUAAAGGGGAAGGCCUGACCCCUUACCAGGGCAAGAAGAGAUGCUUUGGCGAGUACAAGUGUCCCAAGUGUAAGAGGAAGUGGAUGAGCGGCAACUCCUGGGCCAACAUGGGACAAGAAUGUAUCAAGUGCCACAUCAACGUCUACCCACACAAGCAGCGUCCGUUGGAGAAGCCGGACGGUCUGGACGUGUCGGACCAGAGCAAAGAGCACCCCCAGCACCUGUGUGAGAAGUGCAAGGUCCUGGGUUACUACUGCCGCCGUGUGCAAUAAAACGCUGGGAGCUUACGAGUCAUCCUCCUGCUCCCGCCUCCGGCAGCCAUUCUAGGAAAGCGAAAGAGGACGUCCGUGAAGGAUCGCGCAGGAAAGCCCAAUCUUCUCAUUCGGCUCAUCUUCUACAAGUCAUCAUUACCUCACUUUGGGGUUUGUCACCUUCAGUGUUUACAAACUUCUGCCUUCCUUUUUUCCCUGCCAAGUGAAACAAACACAAACACACAUUGAGGGUCAACAGCACAUCUUUCUUAUUAUGAACUGUGAAUUACCCGCGCUGACAUGUGGCCUAUUUAUUUUCUUGUUGUCCAGUGUGCAAUGUGAGUGUGACAGAAAGACAUAUAUAUAUUUUUUGUGUACGUUGGUAUGCCGCCUUGUUGUGUCUUUAGAAACUACUGUAGGCUCAGUCGCUACAUUUGAAGCAUUUUCUUCCACCUAUUGCCGUACACGCAUUGUUUUUUCCCCACAGUUUUUAUGUUCAAAAAUAAUAUUGUCAUAUUGUUUAUAACAAUAAGUGUUGUUAUUUAAAGUCGGGAUGGGCGGGGACGUGAUCGGAGAGAGGUUUUUGCCGCGUGUUUAUGCUCUGAGAGUUCAAGGAAAGUACAGGUGCAGCAGCAGGUUGUGGUAUUGAACGUGCAGAAAGUGAGGAAGGUUGGCUGGAAUGCAGCCAUGUAAAGAGUGGUUAUGCAAAAAAAAAAAAAAAAAAAAUUAAACAGGUAUGUAGGCUGAUGAUUAAGGAAUUUGAGUGACAUAAGUAAAAGAAAAGACGUCAAAUUAUGAGGGAAAAGUUGUAAAAACGCAAAAACUAUAUUGUAUGAAUAUGACGGUAAAGUUAUAAUGUUGCAGGAAUAAAGUCGAAAUACUUUAAGAAUACAAUCUUUUUAAAAAAAAAAAAAAUUUCAAUCACAUUUUUGUAAAUAAAGUAAAAAAAUAGGGUGAGUAAUAGUUCUAAAGUUAAAACCUGUAUUAGUUAUAACUUUACAAAAAAGAUGGAAAAGUAAGAAUCAAGUAAAAUGUGUGUGUAUGUAUAUAUAUAUAUAUAUAUAUAUAUAUAUAUAUAUAUAUAUAUAUAUAUAUAUAUAUAUAU